AUGUUCCUUGACUUCUUUGAUCAAAAGAUAAAGUCGAUUGUGGAGAGCUUUAGAAAUGAGGAGCUUGAAAUACCCGUGAGUAUGCCAACGCCUCGGGCUAAGCUACUCUCCUUUAAGCAAAGGUCACCGCAGAGUUGCUCAAAUGUGCUUCAUGAGAGGCUCGUCAGCACGAAGAACUGCUCCACGUCCUUAGCUUUCUUGCACCACUUUCUCCCCACACUAAAUGGCAACCCGGCAGCAGUGAAGCCUUGGCGCUGGAUAACCCGCGCUCCAGUUCGUUUUCCUGUGGACUCCUUGAAGCCCUCAGAAAACCCAGGGUCUCAAUGGGUGAAGCAGACGACGGUCGACUCAUGGCCCCAUCUGGUGCUUCUCUUCAUCGAUAGCAUGUACACCUGCAGCGGCUCCCUCAUCUCCAACGAGUGGGUGCUAACCGCCGCUCACUGCUUAGACGGAGCAAGCUUCGUUGAAAUUUUAAUGGGCGCUUGGACAAAUCAAGCAAGUGAAGUAACCAUGACUUCCCAAGACUUUCUUGUUCACGAGAACUGGAACGGUUUCACUCUUUCAAACGACAUCGCUUUGGUCAAGCUGCCCGAGCCCGUCGACUUCAAUGAAUUCAUCGGUAGUGUGGGUCUGCCAAGCGAAGAUGUGGCAGCAGGCGACAUUAUGCAUAUUCCGACCUGGAGCACUCCUUUUGCAGUUACUGAUGUACAAGCCGAAGCACUUAGCAAUACCGAGUGUAAGGAUAUCUUUGGCAAUUUUGAUGACUCUGUGGUCUGUGUCAAGAAGCUCUCUAGUCAAGAAUACUGUCAGGAUGAUUCUGGGGCUCCCCUGCAGAACGCUGGAAAUACUUACGGUAUUAGCUCCUUCGGGUCUUCGGCGGGAUGCGAGGCAGGCUUACCCACCGCCUUCACUCGCGUCUUUCAUUUCCUUGAUUGGAUAGAAGCGCACACCGGAGUAAUCCCACAAUAAUUCAGUAGCACAAAUACCAGAGAAUAUACUAUAGAACGGUUCUGCGACUUAAUUUGAGUAUUCUAACUCUUUGACACAUAUUUGUUAUACCUUUCCUAAAUCACCGACUACUCGGAAAUUUAUCUACUUAUUCUACAGCAACCUCCAAUCUUCAUACAAAUUAGAAAUUACAAACUUUAUUCGUUUGAUCCUCUAUUUACGUGUACAAUGCCUAUAAAAAACUAUAUGUAUAAUUUUUGGUACUGUUUACAAAUUUGUAUCGAAGCAUAAAGGAUAAAAAACUCUAGUUAAAUAUAUAUGGAUUUUAAAGAUGUUUUUUUUUUUAUGAUUGUAAGGGCAAAUUGAAAUUCUUUAUAUAUCAUCAACAGAAAAACAAUUCCAGAAUAGGGCCAAUCAUCACUGUGGCCCUUGAAAACAGUAGUGAGGAGAAAGCAAAGUGUCUCAAAAUACUGACUGUCAAGACCAUACCCUUUUUGUAUUUCAUUGUUCUUAAACUGCAAAGGUUAUUCUUUGUUAACUUUCCGAACACUGAAAAUAUAUUUGUAUGAUCACAGAAAAAGAGAGAUUAAGAAAA
This is a messenger RNA of Portunus trituberculatus (swimming crab), 1543 nucleotides long. RefSeq names its product brachyurin-like. The transcript is spliced from 9 exons. The record is from RefSeq and is a predicted model, not a curated record. Gene Ontology annotation, biological process: proteolysis. NCBI's taxonomy places the organism in Eukaryota, Metazoa, Arthropoda, Malacostraca, Decapoda, Portunidae. Bases 1 to 969 code for a protein of 322 amino acids. Gene Ontology annotation, molecular function: serine-type endopeptidase activity.